Molecule: messenger RNA, 306 nt
Organism: Prunus dulcis (almond)
Lineage: Eukaryota; Viridiplantae; Streptophyta; Magnoliopsida; Rosales; Rosaceae
Product: auxin-responsive protein SAUR21-like
Exons: 1
Coding region: 1-306 (101 amino acids)
Biological process (GO): response to auxin
Source: RefSeq, a predicted model, not a curated record
AUGGCUAUCCGAUUUCCUGGUAUUAUGCAUGCUAAGCAGAUUCUCCGACGAGGAAGUCUUUCUGCAAACCGAGCAGAUUCGACAUCUUCCGUAGGUGUUCCAAAAGGCUUCUUAGCAGUGUAUGUUGGAGAGAGCAAAAGAAAGCGAUACAUGGUUCCGAUUUCAUUCUUGAGUCAGGCUUCAUUUCAAGAGUUGCUAAGUAAGGCAGAGGAAGAAUUUGGAUUUGACCAUCCAAUGGGUGGACUCACAAUCCCUUGCAGAGAAGAAAUCUUCAUUAAUCUCACUUCUCAGUUGAAUGGCAUGUGA